Molecule: messenger RNA, 2196 nt
Organism: Scylla paramamosain (green mud crab)
Lineage: Eukaryota; Metazoa; Arthropoda; Malacostraca; Decapoda; Portunidae
Exons: 2
Coding region: 233-1567 (444 amino acids)
Source: RefSeq, a predicted model, not a curated record
AGUCCUGGCGGGAGUGUUGGAGGCUCCGCAGCAACCUGUCGACUGGCGAGCACGUGUGACACUACCACCUGUGUCGAUAUACUAUCUGUGUGUGUGUGUGUGUGUGUGUGUGUGUGUAUGUGCGUUUGUGUGUGUGUGGGAGCAGUGCCUCAGACCGAACACCUCAGCAGGAUGUCUCAAUUCCACCAUCCCAUCGCCUGAACUUCUCGUGGCAACACGGUGCCCUCAAGCCAUGAACGAGCUCGCCCCACUCCUGCUGCUCCUGCUGCUGACGCCUGGCCAUGCUGGCACCGCUUGGCCCAACGGAUGCCUCGCUGACACUUCUAUCUCGAACACUGGUCUGGUGGCGGACGUCACCAACGAAGAUUCAAAAACAACAGAAGUCAUUAUAACCCGGUACGUGUACAUCAAACAAGGCUUCCAGGGCGUCACUCUCGAGGUGGAGACACUUCAACAUGACGUGAAUAAUCGCCAAGAGACCUUCCAGUUCCAAUUGCCGGCUAGGUGCUUUCAGUGCGAGGCAAGGUGGUGGGGGGUGUGGGUGAAGGCGAAGCUGCUGAAACUUGAAAGAGGCGUAGGGGUCUUCUUCUAUAAUGAACUUAAACUGCAGGUUAGAACUGGCGAGUGUAUUUUGCCAUGUCGCAUUGCUGAUAAAUACAGAGGCAUUCGCAGGCUCCAAGUCUCUGGUCACGGCCCCUCGGAGUGGAGAAAUGACCAACCAGAGGAAGGCUGCGGCACCGUCAAGAAGUGGAAGGAAGGACCAUCCCAAAACAUCAGUUUUUGUAUGGAUCUGCCAUCCUUGGACGCUAACACCCCAAAGCCUGACACCAGCAAGAAAGGAAAGCAAUCCAAUCGUGCCCGCACACCCACUCCCGCGUCUACAUCCUCUGCCAAACCCACAUGCUCUGCCAAACCCACAACCUCUGCCAAACCCACAAUCUCUGCCAAACCCACAACCUCUGCCAAACCCACAACCUCUGCUACGCCCACAUCCACUGAAACGCCCACUCCCACUGAAACACCCACCCCCACUGAAACGCCCACUUCCACAGAAACGCCCACACCCUCUGAAGCGCACACUUCCAUUGAAACGCCCACACCAACCGCCACGCCCGCAACCAGUGCUAUCAAAGAAUCAUUCUUCUCAUUCAAAGGGCCUGUGAAGUAUUUGGUGGCGGUGGGGAUUGGUGUGGUGGUGGUAGUGGUGGUAGUGGUGGUGGUGGUGUUGAAGAGGCGGAGGCGGCGUAAUGAGGAGACAGCUGAUGAUGUAACAAUGAGACCACAGAACACUGAUGAGCCAACACGCCCAGAAAACGUCUCGAUCAACAGCCUGUAUGAACCUGUAGGCAGGCGAGGAUCCAAGAACAGCUUGUAUGAAUCCCUAGACAGCCUGGCACCCAUCAUCAGACAGCAGGAGCCUCUAGAUAGCCAGGCACCCACCAACACACAGCAGGAGCCUCUGGACAGCCAGGCACCCACCAACAGACAGGAGAAGCCUCUGGUUAGACAAGGAUCCGAAAACAGUCUGUAUGAAGCUUUUGAAGACGUUCGACCUCCUAAGGGUUAAUCUAAUCUAAGGGUCAAAGACAAGGGACAAGUCUCGAUGACAUGUGUCUCGGUCUGCACGAGGCCGCAGGGACACAGCCUCUACAUUGAGUGACUGACUGACCGGUUGUCUGAAUGAAGGAACCUCAGGGUAAUAACAGUAAAAGUGAGGUAUGUCUAUAAUGUCAUUGUAAAUUUCACACUGUUUAGUGGUGUGUAUGUGUGUGUGUGUGUGUGUGUGUCAGGAGGAAGGAGAAUGGACAAAGAUCUUAGAAGAGCGUCGGAGAUAAAUGUAGUAGUUGGGAGAAGACUGAUGGGAAAGCCGAAGACGACUAGAAACUGUUAGGUCGUAUAUACAUGGAAUUAAUGUCUUCUGCUCUGCUGUCUGGAUGGCAAGACUAAAGGAAUAAGGCUAAUAAUCUUCAACUUGGCUUUAAUACGUUUCAUUAUCUUCAGUCUAUUUUUAAUGCUGUUUGUUUUUAAUGUUAUUUGUAAUUACUAGCCACAGUUCGUGUGAAUCCCUUCCUACGUCGUAAGUCACUGAAUUUUAGUGUACAUACUUCGGAGAGAGAGAGAGAGAGAGAGAGAGAGAGAGAGAGAGAGAGAGAGAGAGAGAGAGAGAGAGAGAGAGAGAGAGAGAGAGAGAGAAAA